Molecule: messenger RNA, 1140 nt
Organism: Zophobas morio
Lineage: Eukaryota; Metazoa; Arthropoda; Insecta; Coleoptera; Tenebrionidae
Exons: 8
Coding region: 1-1140 (379 amino acids)
Biological process (GO): sensory perception of smell; detection of chemical stimulus involved in sensory perception of smell
Cellular component (GO): plasma membrane
Molecular function (GO): olfactory receptor activity; odorant binding
Source: RefSeq, a predicted model, not a curated record
AUGGAACGUUCUAAACGGCCAGUGCUUAUUACUGCUGGAAAGGUGGUAGAUGUUACAGUCCGAACAUUCGUAUCGGAAGAAAGCUCAAAUAACUUGGAAACGAAUCUCAUGUUAACAUAUGUCGCCGAUUGUACUUCGUUCUUUUUUAAGCUUCUGCCAUUUCUUCAAAAUAGUGAGAAAAUUAAAGGGUGUAUCAAUUUUUUCGGACAGAAAAAUUUUGCACCAAAAACCCACCACGAAAAGAACAUUACAGAUGAGUGCAUCUGGAUAUGCCGCAGAAAUUCCACCGUUUACUUUUAUGGUGUCUUGUUGGUAAUUCUUGGUUGGAAUUUCCCUGUGUUAUUUGUUAAAGGACGAAAUCUUCCGUUACGUUUGUGGUUACCAUAUGACCCCUCGUCUGCCACUGUAAACUACUAUUUUACUUUUGUCUACAUCGCUACAGUUACAUUAUAUGUUAGUUAUUCUGGUACAUUAGUAGAUACUCUGAUUGGUGGUUUGGCGUAUCAUGCAACCGCUCAGCUAAAGAUUUUAAAACAUAACUUGGAGCAUCUUGACCAACAUCUAGAAGAUAAGUUGAAUAAAAGUAAUGAACACAUCUGGAAAGUUGUAUUGACCACCACAAGAAAAUUUUGUGUUUUUACCGUAGCCCGUCAAAAUAGCCCCGACAAAAUAGCCCAGCAAAAAUACAGAUCUUCUGAGGUACCAUUGGUACCAACCCCAUUUCUACCCCCACCCGUUUCACUGUCCAAUUCAAUGUUUAUAGGCGAAUACGAAGAAUGCUUCUCUUGGAGUAUAUUCUGCCAAUUUGCUGGAAGUAUGUUUUCUGUAUGUUUUUGCUACAUCAGUCUAACUCUAGUUCCUUUACACAGUGUAGAAGCUUUGACAUAUUUUGUGCUGGUAUUUAACCUUAGUUUUCAAAUAUUAUUCUACUGCCAUUAUGGUACAUUACUACAUGAGGAGAACAACUAUUUAAUCACGGCGAUUUGUAUGGGUCCAUGGUAUAAAUACGAUGUUGAAAUUCGAAAAAAUCUACUAAUAAUAAUGGAACGUUCUAAACGGCCAGUGCUUAUUACUGCCGGGAAAGUGGUGAAUGUUACAGUCAGAACAUUUGUUUCGCAUAUUCACAAAGCCAUGUUGUAA